AUGUGGCGAGUGGUAGCAGUGUUGCUCUUACUUCUAGUCCAGACUAGUCACGCUGGUUGUCUUCCUUCUUCGUGUGGAAAAAUCAGCUACAUCAGCUAUCCAUUUCGAUUAAAAGGCGACCCAGAAAAGUGUGGGGACGAAAGGUAUGAGCUUGGUUGUGAGAAUAAUGUUACGCUGUUGUAUCUGUACUCUGCAAAAUAUCAUGUGGAGGCAAUAAACUACAAGAACUACACAGUGAGAGUGGUUGAUCCUGCACUUCAACUUCAUAACUGCUCCUCUCUUCCUCUCCGCUCCAUCUCUCGCUCCAAUUUCUCUCAUACUUACUCUAAAUCUUACACUUACACUUACUCGUCGGAUCCAUACCAAGCCGGUCUAAGAGCACAUAGUAAAUGGGAAUCUCUGAGUUUCGAGCAUAUAGUGUUUCUGAGUUGUAACCAUUCGGUGAGAGAGAAUGGGAAGUAUGUGGGGAGUGGUGAGUGCGUGAAGUGGGACUCAAAAGGCUAUGCAUAUGCUGUUGUUGGUGACCUAAAAGCAGAGGACUUGGAAGUUGGGUGUGACGUAAAGCUUGUUGCUCCAACAUCUUUGUGGAGUUUCAAUAAUCAUUCCUACGCUUCCAUGCACAGGGCAUUGGCUUAUGGAUUUGAGAUUUCAUGCCAGAAUCUUGCUUGCAAUACAGAUCGAGAAGUCAGUGGAAUACUUGGUGUGCUGGAAUCCUAUGUAUCGAACCUGGACGAGUUUGUAAGAGAUGUUGUCUUGCUCGCCUCUGCUUACAAACUUUUGUUUGGACUACCAUUCUUAAUUGUGAUUUUGAUAUGUAAAUGGAGGAAAAGACAUGCAUCAAUGUAUGAAAAUAUUGAAAAUUACCUUCAACAAAAUAAUAUGGCACCUAUUAGAUACUCAUAUAAGGAAAUCAAGAAGAUAGCAGGAGGUUUCAAAGAAAAGUUAGGUCAAGGAGGAUUUGGUUCCGUCUUUAAGGCAAAGUUAUUUAGUGGACCUUUUGUGGCAAUCAAAAUGUUAGGUAAAUCAAAAGGAAAUGGACAAGAUUUUAUCAACGAAGUUGCAACUAUUGGAAGAAUACAUCAUCAAAAUGUGGUAAGAUUAAUUGGAUUUUGUGUUCAUGGCUCAAAACGUGCUCUUGUAUAUGAAUUCAUGCCAAAUGGAUCUCUUGAUAAAUUUAUUUUUUCAAAAGAUAGUGCACCUUUAAGCUGUGAAAAAAUGUAUAAUAUAUCAAUUGGAGUGGCUCGCGGGAUUGCUUAUCUCCACCAUGGAUGUGAGAUGCAAAUUUUGCAUUUUGACAUCAAACCCCAUAACAUCUUACUAGAUGAAAACUUCAUCCCAAAGGUUUCAGACUUUGGAUUGGCAAAGUUAUAUCCAAUAGAUAAUAGCAUUGUCACAAUGACUGCAGCAAGAGGAACCAUUGGAUAUAUGGCUCCAGAAUUGUUUUAUAAUAAUAUUGGAGGAAUAUCCCAUAAGGCUGAUGUUUAUAGCUUUGGAAUGCUUUUGAUGGAGAUUACUAGUAAGAGGAAGAAUCUAAAUCCCCAUGCAGACCGCUCAAGUCAACUUUACUUUCCCCUUUGGAUCUACGAUCACAUUAGGGAAGAGGAAGAUGUAGAUAUUGAAGAUGUGACAGAAGAGGAAAAGAAAAUAGCAAAGAAGAUGAUUAUAGUGGCUCUAUGGUGUAUACAAUUGAAACCAAAUGAUCGUCCGUCAAUGAAUAAAGUAGUAGAAAUGCUUGAAGGAGACAUUAAAGACUUAAAAAUAUCUCCAAAGCCUGCUUUAUUUCCGGACGAAAUGAUUGUAGAGGAUCAAACAAUCAACUCUAUCCAAACAAUUCGAGUAAAUUCAUUUAGUAGUGAUUAAAUUGUGUACGAAAAAAAAUAGAAAUAAGAUUAUUU
Messenger RNA from Vigna unguiculata (cowpea), 1895 nucleotides. Lineage: Eukaryota; Viridiplantae; Streptophyta; Magnoliopsida; Fabales; Fabaceae. The record is from RefSeq and is a predicted model, not a curated record.